Messenger RNA from Lactuca saligna, 315 nucleotides. The record is from the annotation of a GenBank genome assembly. Lineage: Eukaryota; Viridiplantae; Streptophyta; Magnoliopsida; Asterales; Asteraceae.
AUGACUGGUCAUGAAGAAAAAUCCAAUGAGGUUAAUCGAGUGGUUCAAGGAUAUGUGAAGUUUGGAGACGGCUCAAAGACCAAUCUCAUAAAGAAAAAGCUAAGCUUAGAAAAUGAGGGAAUACCCGUUGAUCUAUUGGUGUUGGAAUCUAAGGGCAACAUUAAUGGUUUUGCAAUAGAUGGGGAUUUUGAUGUUAAAACUGAUAAAGAUGAAGUGAAUCUCGACAAUGGAACCACUAUCGAUCCUCUUAUAUUGAUAAAGAGUAAUGGCAUUGCUCAGGAUGUUAAUGGCCAUAUUGGCAAAAACACUUGGUAA